Purpureocillium takamizusanense is the source of this 1039-nucleotide messenger RNA. RefSeq lists its product as uncharacterized. NCBI's taxonomy places the organism in Eukaryota, Fungi, Ascomycota, Sordariomycetes, Hypocreales, Ophiocordycipitaceae. The transcript has 2 exons. Bases 213 to 809 code for a protein of 198 amino acids. Gene Ontology annotation, molecular function: ubiquitin binding. The record is from RefSeq and is a predicted model, not a curated record.
CGACCACUCCAACCAUCGCAGCCAGCGACGAGCAUCGGAACCACGAUCCUGCCCUAUCGAAAUCUCAACGUAUACGUACACACCCGCGGCUUCAUCUGCCGCUCGAGGCGCACAUCGCCGACCCUCGCAGCACGUAGGAUCCCAACACCGCCACGCAUCGGCCCAUCGAGGAGCGGGAACUUGACGGCGGGCGCGGCUGCGCAGGACACAUAAUGUCGGACGACCAGAUCUCGCUGCCAUAUCUGGCAGCCAUCCUGGUGGUGUCAGGUCUGAUCAUACGGUAUCUAUUCUUCUCGGGGCCGCCGGUUCCGAGAGCGACGAGGUCGCCCGAGGCGUUCCUGCGAUCCCGGGAAGCGGCCGUGGAGAGGAUACAGCAAAUGUUCCCGCAAGCGGAGCGGAGAAGCAUCCUGUGGGAUCUCCAGCGUAACGGAGGCAACAUACAAAACACGACAGAGCGCAUCCUCGCCGGGCGCUUGGAAACGCCCCCGGUUACCUUCCAGCCGCCCCCUCCGCCCGGGCAAACGGCGUCGAGCUCGAGCUCCGCUUCGGUGACGAGACAGCCCGAGAAGCCGGCGCAGCCAGAUCUGAUCUCGCGGUACAAUCUCGAAGGAAAGAUCAAGGCGGGGUCGCCCGCCGCCGCCUUCUCGGCGGACGCGGAGGCAGACAAGGCCAAGAAGAGCAAGGGCUGGAGCUCGAAUCGAGACGAGCGGCAGGCGGCGCUGCAGCGGAGGCGGGACGAGAUGAUCUUAGCGGCGCGGCGCAAGAUGGAGGCCAAGAUGGCGGCUGAGAAGGUAACGCAGGCGGAUUGAUGCGGGGUGGGGAGAGGCGGCAGUGUAUGAUGAAUAAAGGGGCGACAGAGCAUGCCAUGUUUGCCUUGGUAGUCAGCCGAAAUACAGCGAUGUAUCGAUAGUUGGGUCACGCAAGGAUGCUGAGCGGGCAUGUGAGUGUGUGGCCCCCCUUUUGGUUUUGGCUGGACUUGGGUAUUCGUGAGUGAUCCGAGACACAGGGCGCGGAGCGAAUACGAAUACGUGAGGCGAGC